ACCUUUGAGUAAAAACAAGAAGAAAACAAUGUGUUUGAGUUGAGAUUGCUGGGUUAUGUUGUCACGAACAUUUAAACAAUUGAAUCAUACAAUAAAAAACCGGAUUCCAGAUUUUUGUAACAAAAAUAAACGGUUUUAUAUUCAACAACGUCUGCUGGCGGCACAUGCUCAUCGCACCAACUACACCAUGGAUAAAGUCUAUUUGCGCAAUGAUCCCAAUAGCCAGGAGCUCCAUAUCAGUUUUCGCUAUGCAAAUGAACACUUAAAAAUUGAUCGGGACUUUAAUUUUUGUCGUAAAAUUGAUGAAAAAAUCGAGGCUACCUUGAACAGAAUUCGGGGAAACAUUGAAAAGGAAUUGAAUAAGAAAAUGAAGAAGGGUAAAAAGAAAUCUCCAGCCCAGGUGCCGGAACCAAUAAAUGAAGUUGUUUCCACAGGAGAGAUAAAUAUAGAAUUUGUAAGAUCCAACAACAAGUUGGAAGAUAUCACCUUUGCUGAAAUGUUAACAGAGACAAUGGAAAAUUUGCAUUUGAAGGUUUUGGAUCGCACAUUUCAACUUGUUUAUAAUCAACCUUGGGUGGUUAAUUUGGUUCUACCCACUUCUAUAUUGGCAGGAUUUACUGUGUAUCCCAGCAAGAUAGAAAUGAAAUUUGCCGAAAAAUCUAACAGCAAGGCUCAGUGGUAUAAGGCUAAAAUGCCUGAAUCUGGGAAUAUUCAGCAAGCCUCCUGGCAGUUCUGCGGUGAUGGACUAUUUUAUACCACCUCAAAUGAGGAUGUAGACCAUUAUUUAAAACUUGUACUAACGCCUGGUAAUGCUGAAGGCAUUUAUGGACCACCUGUAGAGCAUAUCUGCAAAAAUGUCAUACAGGCCGGCCCGGGACCCUGUCCAUUUGAGACUAGACACUGUUUUACUCAAAAACGUUUACUAGGCGAUUCUUUGCGUGUGGUUUCGUACAAUAUCUUGGCAGAUCUUUACGCUGACAGUGAUUAUACAAGAACUUAUCUAUUUCCCUAUUGCCCGCCAUACGCCCUAAAGAUAGACUAUCGCAAACAGUUGUUCAUUAAGGAAAUACUAGGAUACAACAGUGAUAUUUUGUGUCUGCAAGAGGUAGAUAUGAAAAUCUUCGAGUAUGAUCUUAGACCAGUGCUUGAAGAUGUUCGACAGGGCUUUAAUGGCAUUAUAGCUCAAAAAGGAACAUGUGGAGAGGGAGUUGCAACUUUCUAUCGCUCGGAUAAAUUUGAGUUGGUUGAAUCAUUUGCCUUGAAUAUUGGCGAGAAUAUAAAGACCCUGGAUGUUUUUAGUGAAUUGUGGCAAAAAAUUAAAUGCAAUGAGAAAUUAGUGGAGCGUAUUUGUGACCGUUCAACUACUUUGCAAUUGAACUUAUUGAAAACAAAAAAUGAUCAUUAUAUUUUAGUGGCCAAUACUCAUCUAUAUUUCCAUCCCGAUGCCGAUCACAUACGUUUGCUACAAAUUGGUUUUGCAAUGCUGUAUGUAGAAGCUAUUUAUAAAAAAUCAAUUGAAAAGUAUAAUCUAAGUAAUGAAAAAGAUUUGUCAAUUAUAUUCUGCGGAGAUUUCAAUAGUGUUCCCGAAUGCGGUAUUUAUCGUUUGAUGACAAAGGGAUAUGUGGAUAAAGAUUUCAUUGACUGGAGUAGUAAUUUAGAAGAAGCUGUAAAAAAUGUGAGUUUAAAACAACCGUUUUCUAUACAAUCUGCUUGUGGAACUCCUGAAUAUACAAAUUUUACUGAAGGCUUUGCGGCCUGCUUGGAUUAUAUUUUUUAUCAAUCGGAUCGAUUUGAUGUAGAACAAAUCAUACCCUUGCCCACCAAUGACGAACUCAAAGCCCACACUGCUAUUCCCUCGGUUGUUUUUCCAUCAGAUCAUGUUGCUUUAGUAGCAGAUCUAAAAUUUAAAGCAGUUAAAAGUGUAUAAAUAAUAAAAAACUACUGAUGAUUCAACGAAAUUAAA
Calliphora vicina (urban bluebottle blowfly) is the source of this 1963-nucleotide messenger RNA. RefSeq names its product 2',5'-phosphodiesterase 12. Gene Ontology annotation, molecular function: 3'-5'-RNA exonuclease activity. Bases 56 to 1927 code for a protein of 623 amino acids. The transcript is spliced from 4 exons. Gene Ontology annotation, biological process: nuclear-transcribed mRNA catabolic process, deadenylation-dependent decay. The record is from RefSeq and is a predicted model, not a curated record. Lineage: Eukaryota; Metazoa; Arthropoda; Insecta; Diptera; Calliphoridae. Gene Ontology annotation, cellular component: mitochondrion.